AUGGACACGGAGGUGGACACCACGGCCAGGGCGCUGCUGCACAAGGCGGCCGAGAGCAACGCCUUCAUCCGGGAGGAAGUGGACGCAGCGCUGGGCCACAUGGUGCGGCACUGCACGCCGGCACGCUGCAUCAACGCCUUCCUGGACGGGGGUUUGAGCCACCUGAGCGCGGCGGUGAGGAAGUGCGCCGCCCAGCACCUGGCCGACCUUCUGGAGAGGGUGGGCGUGGCCCGCCUGCUGUCCGGAGGGAAGGACGUGACGGACAGAAUCCUCCCGGCCAUGGUCAAGCUGGCCCUGGACUCCUCCCCGGAACCCAGGCACGUAGAGCCCCCGGUGGCUUCCUGUGUUGGCUGAAGGCUUUGGCGUGUGUCCAACGGCUCGGUGACGUGCCGGUCUCACUCCUCCCCCUUCAGGUCCUUUGGCCGCCGGAUGUUGGUGUUCCUGUCCUCCCACCGGGACUUUGAUAGCCUGCUGGAGAAGAACAUCCCAACCAAGGACCUUUCCGCCGCCCGCAAGGCGGUCAGUGGACUCAAGGCAAAGGGUCAGGGUCAGGGUCAGGGUCUGGGUGAGACGCCCCAGACCCCAGCCUCGCUUCCCGGCAGUGGCACCGCCAGGGCCUCGACACUCCAAAGGAAGCUCCCCAAACCGACCAUAGCCCCCAGCCCCACCACCACCACUGCCACUCCCACCAACACCGCC
Molecule: messenger RNA, 699 nt
Organism: Gadus morhua (Atlantic cod)
Lineage: Eukaryota; Metazoa; Chordata; Actinopteri; Gadiformes; Gadidae
Product: TOG array regulator of axonemal microtubules protein 1-like
Exons: 3
Coding region: 1-354 (117 amino acids)
Biological process (GO): microtubule cytoskeleton organization
Cellular component (GO): cilium; cytoplasmic microtubule
Molecular function (GO): microtubule binding
Source: RefSeq, a predicted model, not a curated record